GUGUUUACAAAAUAUGGGAAAUGCUACAUGUUUAACUCAGGAGAAGAAGGACGGCCCCUUCUCACCACGGUGAAGGGUGGGACAGGCAAUGGACUGGAGAUCAUGCUAGACAUACAGCAGGAUGAGUAUCUCCCAAUAUGGGGAGAAACAGAGGAGACAACGUUCGAAGCUGGAGUCAAGGUCCAGAUCCACAGCCAGUCUGAGCCACCCUUUGUCCAGGAGCUGGGCUUUGGGGUGGCCCCUGGAUUCCAGACCUUCGUGGCCACCCAAGAGCAAAGGCUGACGUACCUGCCACCCCCCUGGGGCGAGUGUCGCUCGGCGGACCUGGGCUUAGACUUCUUUCCCGUUUACAGCAUCACAGCUUGCAGGAUCGACUGCGAGACCCGCUACAUCGUGGAGAACUGCAACUGCAAAAUGGUCCACAUGCCAGGGGAUGCUCCCUUCUGUACCCCAGAGCAGUACAAGGAGUGUGCAGAGCCUGCUCUCGGUUUGCUUGCUGAGAAGGACAGCAAUUACUGCAUCUGCAGGACACCCUGUAACCUGACCAGAUACAACAAAGAGCUCUCCAUGGUCAAGAUUCCCAGCAAGACCUCGGCCAAGUACCUGGAGAAGAAGUUCAACAAGUCAGAAAAAUAUAUCUCAGAGAAUAUUCUUGUGCUGGACAUAUUUUUUGAAGCACUCAACUAUGAGACAAUUGAGCAGAAGAAAGCCUAUGAAGUGGCAGCCUUACUUGGUGACAUUGGAGGCCAGAUGGGGCUUUUUAUCGGUGCUAGCAUCCUCACUAUCCUAGAGCUCUUCGAUUAUAUAUACGAGCUGAUCAAGGAGAAACUAUUAGACCUACUGGGGAAGGAGGAAGAGGAG
Merops nubicus (carmine bee-eater) is the source of this 861-nucleotide messenger RNA. Its product is annotated as acid-sensing ion channel 2. Gene Ontology annotation, biological process: sodium ion transmembrane transport. Gene Ontology annotation, molecular function: ligand-gated sodium channel activity. Gene Ontology annotation, cellular component: membrane. The record is from RefSeq and is a predicted model, not a curated record. Lineage: Eukaryota; Metazoa; Chordata; Aves; Coraciiformes; Meropidae. The transcript is spliced from 8 exons. The annotation marks the transcript as partial.